GGAAACUAGCCAUGUCCAUCCGUUACCUCACAGCGCAGCUGGCCCAACAGAUUGACGAGGAGCUUAUGAAUGCAGUUGGGGCGUUCAGUCUGGAUCAGUUGAUGGAGCUGGCUGGGUUGGCCUGCGCUCAAACUUUGGCUGCAGUGUACAACAAGGAAAAGUAUCCGAAAGUCUUGGUAUGCUGUGGACCAGGAAACCAGGGAGGAGAUGGAUUGGUUGCAGCGAGACAUCUUGGAAUGUUUGGUUACGAGCCAACAGUAUACAUGCCCAAGCCAGGCUCGAAAGACAUCUACCAGCGCCUGCAAAAACAAUGCAUCAAUAUGGGCAUCCCUAUCAUUUCACCUUCAGCAUCCGCCGAGGAGUUGCCUCGCGUUCUCCAGUCCUCGAAUGUUAUUCUGGAUGCCAUUUUCGGGUUUUCGUUUAAACCACCGGUACGGGCACCGUUCGACGAUGCUCUGAAACUCAUAUCUGCAUCCGGGCUCCCGAUUGUUUCGGUAGAUAUCCCAAGUGGGUGGGACGUUGAACGUGGAAAUGCACAAGGCGUUGGGCUGAAUCCCGACCUCCUGGUCAGCUUGACAGCACCAAAAGUGGGCGUGAAAUACUUCAUGGGAAGGCAUUUCCUUGGAGGACGUUUUGUGCCAAAGGCAUUGCAGGAGAAAUUCAAGUUGAAUCUUCCCGAGUAUCCUGGAUUCGAUCAAAUUGUUGAACUCCCGAAGAACCCUGGAUUGUAGCAUGACGUGGCGGUAGAAGUUAUAGGACGGCUACGCUGUCAAAUCUGAAUCAAUAUUAAGAUAGACGAGCUUUGCUGCUGACCUCUUUCGAACUCCCUGUCAGGCAAGGGCAUGUCGGAUCCAGCAAUGUUUGCAGAUAUCAUAGGCUAACUUGAAGCUCGAGUAGUAGAGCUCGACGGAAUUUAUCACGAUAUAUUAAUUAAUUUUGUCAAUGAAUUGGCAAUCGACCGAUG
This is a messenger RNA of Suillus paluster, 964 nucleotides long. Its product is annotated as YjeF N-terminal domain-containing protein. Gene Ontology annotation, cellular component: mitochondrion. Bases 12 to 731 code for a protein of 239 amino acids. Lineage: Eukaryota; Fungi; Basidiomycota; Agaricomycetes; Boletales; Suillaceae. The transcript has 7 exons. The record is from RefSeq and is a predicted model, not a curated record. Gene Ontology annotation, molecular function: NAD(P)HX epimerase activity.